GCGCCGCCUCUCCGGGUGGUCUCGGUCCCGGAACUGUAGGCGCCGUGGGUCCGGGCGGACCGUUGCGGAGGCGACGCCGCCGGAAGCGUCCCGGGGUCGGCCGGAAGCGGUUUUUGGGGCGGCCCGGCCUGCGCCUGCCUCGGGGCCCGCGCAGGCUGCCCCAUGCUCAGGCCGGUGCCCGUGCUGCGCCUGCCCCGGGGGCCGGACGGGACCAGCCGCGGCUUCGACCCCUUCAGCCCCCGGAGCCUGGGGGCGGCGGCGGCGGCGGGGAGUCCCGAGUGGCGGCAGCGGCGGCAGCAGCAGGAGGUGCGGGCCGAGCUGCGGGAGCGCUACCUCCGCAGCGUGCUGUGCAUGAGCGGCCGCCCGGUCCGCUUCGCCCUGCACGAGCGCGUCCUCGUGUCGGCCCGCUUCGCCGCCUCCGACCUGGACGUGGCCAACUUCCACGUGUCCGAGCUGCAGACGCCGCUGGGCACGCAGCGGGAGGCCCUGCUCCGCUGCAGCGACAUCAUCGCCUACUCCUUCCAGCUGGACCCUCGGAACCCCCUGGCCGCCCCCCAAUAAACGCCAACACCCCCCCACCCCCGGCUCUCCGUGGCCUCGGCGGGGCCUGGGGGAUCCGCCGCCGAUCUGGGUUCUCAUCCUGACGCCGCCAUAAAAUAAAUGAACAAUAAUAAUAUUAUCAUGCUGUUUAUUAAGC
Messenger RNA from Tachyglossus aculeatus (Australian echidna), 697 nucleotides. It is a transcript of the gene GEMIN7, whose product is annotated as gem nuclear organelle associated protein 7. The transcript is spliced from 2 exons. The record is from RefSeq and is a predicted model, not a curated record. NCBI's taxonomy places the organism in Eukaryota, Metazoa, Chordata, Mammalia, Monotremata, Tachyglossidae. Gene Ontology annotation, biological process: spliceosomal snRNP assembly. Bases 163 to 561 code for a protein of 132 amino acids. Gene Ontology annotation, cellular component: SMN-Sm protein complex.